GGAGACGAACUACCGGCCAUAGCUAGAAGAAGAAGAAGAAGAAGCAGCAGCAGUAGAGAGCUCUGGAGAUGACCAAGAAGCUCACACAAUCGGAACCACAACUCGCCAUGGAGCUCGACCUCGACUCGUUCCUCAACUCACACCUCUCCUCCUCCUCCUCUGACUCCGACCACGACCUCACCUCCGUCCCUCGCCGUACGAUCGACGAAAUCCUCAACGACACCGAUUCAUCCAGGUCAGCAUCCCCCUCCUCUUCCCCGCGUAGUUCGACCUUAUCUCAGUUCCUCGCGUCCGAUCCCAAACCGCCACAGAGCGACGCCGUUUCGGUCGCCAGCGGAAGAACCGAGGGAGCGGCGCGGUUGAGUCAAUUGGAGGAGAAGGCGGUCCGGCCGGGUUUGAAUUUGUACAGCCGGGCUAGGUCCGGGGAUUUCCCGGACGAUUCGGUCGGGAGAGUUUCGAGGCCGUCGCCGUGGCUGUUGGGAGGUGUGAGGACGAAUGCGAAGCCCGGGGCCGCGCUCGCGGCGGCUGCGGCGGCUUCGAGGUCGAUGCCGACGCCGCACGCCGCGGCGAUCAAGUCGAGGAGGAGCGCCGGGAGCGGGAGUUUCCAGAAGGUUGUGGAGGCUGCGGAAUUGGGUGAGAGAUCGGAGGGAGGGUCCAAUUUUAACGGGGAUAGCAAUGCGGUUGGUUCCGAAACGACGCCGUCGAAUUCGAAUGAAGUAGAGGAGGAUUUUGGUGGUGAGUUGGGGAGGAAAGAUGAGGUUUUGGAGAGGGAGAGGGAGGUAGAGCAGGUGAGUCAGGUUGAUGAAGUUAGUGCUGGCAAUGCUGGUGAAGAAUUGGAUGAGAAUUCAACAAAUUUAGAUGCAACUGAUGUUAAAGAUAAUGAAUUGGAUGAGAAUGUUCGGGUUUCGGAGGAAGGUCCACCAGAGGAAGAAGAUUUAGAUGAAAAUAGUCUUUCUUUGAAACAUGGUGAUGUUAAGGAUGAGCCUACUGGUGAGGAUGAGCAGCAUCUUGGUGGUAAUAAUGGUGAUGAUGAGGUUGGUGAUAAUGACAAUGAUAAAGAUGGUGAGGAUCAUUUUGAUGAUGAUGAUGAUGCAUUGGGAACUUCAAUCACUCAACUUGUGGAGGAGAGAAUCGAGCAACUAGAGAGCAGGAGGAUUAGUAAAAAAGCGGAAAAGAAAUCAAGAAAGCCACUUGAAAUCGCCGAAGAGCUAGAGAAGAAACAAGCUUCAACUGCUUUGGAUUGGGAAGAGGGUGCUGCUGCUCAACCUAUGAGACUUGAGGGUGUUCGGAGAGGGUCCACCACAUUGGGAUAUUUCAAUGUUGAUGCUAAAAAUACCAUUACGCGGACCCUUUCUGCUCCGGCUUUGAGGCGUGAUCAUGGUACGCCACAAGUACUGGGAGUUCACAGUAAUUACAUUGCAAUAGGAAUGUCGAGAGGGGUUGUCCUUGUUGUCCCCAGUAAAUACUCUCCUUAUAAUGCUGACAACAUGGAUGCAAAGCUGAUAUUUCUUGGAUUGCAAGGAGAGCGGUCUUAUGCUGCGGUAACUUCUAUAUCCUUCAAUCAGCAAGGGGAUCUACUCUUAGCUGGAUACGCCGAUGGUCACAUUACAGUUUGGGAUGUUCAGAGGGCAUCCGCUGCCAAAGUAAUUACCGGAGAACAUACAGCUCCAGUUGUACAUACUUUUUUUUUGGGGCAUGAUUCUCAGGUCACACGUAAUUUUAAGGCAGUUACUGGGGAUAGUAAGGGUCUGGUACUGUUACAUUCCUUCUCUGUGGUUCCCCUGCUUAAUAGAUUCUCCAUCAAAACACAGUGCCUUCUAGAUGGACAAAAAACAGGCACGACGCUGUCAGCUUCACCACUCCUCAUUGAUGAAUUGAGUGGAAGCUCUUCACUUUCCUCUCAGGGAAAUGCGAUGGGUUCAGGCAGCAGUAUUGGUGGUAUGAUGGGUGGUGUGGUUGGUGGGGAUGCAGGUUGGAAACUCUUCAAUGAAGGAUCCUCUUUGUUUGAAGAAGGUGUGGUCGUAUUUGUCACCCAUCAAAAUGCUUUGGUGGUAAGACUAACUCCCACUUUGCAUGUCUAUGCACAACUUUCUAAACCAGAUGGGGUUCGGGAGGGUUCCAUGCCUUGUACUGCUUGGAAAUGCACAACUCAAUUGCAUAAUUCACCUACUAAUAGUGAGAAUACGCCUACUGAAGCAGUUGAAAGAGUUUCAUUACUUGCAAUUGCUUGGGAUCGGAAAGUUCAGGUAGCAAAGUUGGUCAAAUCAGAGCUGAAAGUAUAUGGUAAAUGGUCUCUUGAAAGUGCAGCCAUAGGUGUGGCUUGGUUGGACGAUCAGAUGCUGGUGGUUCUCACGAUAACUGGACAACUUUGUUUGUUUGCAAAGGAUGGAACUGUAAUUCACCAAACAAGUUUUUCUCUAGAUGGUUUUAGAGGGGAUGAUCUCAUUUCUUAUCAUACUCACUUCAUCAAUGUAUUUGGAAACCCUGAAAAAGCUUAUAACAAUUGCAUAGCUGUAAGAGGAGCUUCUGUAUAUGUACUUGGACCUACUCAUCUUAUUGUUUCCCGGCUUCUCCCAUGGAAGGAACGGAUUCAGGUUUUACGGAGAGCUGGUGACUGGAUGGGUUCUUUGAACAUGGCAAUGACAAUUUAUGAUGGCCAAGCUCAUGGUGUUGUUGACCUUCCUAGAACUCUGGAUGCUGUACAGGAGGUCAUAAUGCCCUACCUGGUUGAGCUGCUUUUGUCAUAUGUAGAGGAAGUUUUUUCUUAUAUUUCAGUAGCAUUCUGCAACCAAAUUGAAAAAAUGGAUCAAGUUGAUGCCUUAAACAGACAAAGUAGUACUGUGCACACUGAAAUUAAAGAGCAAUACACCCGUGUUGGUGGGGUUGCAGUUGAAUUCUGUGUCCAUAUCAAGAGGACUGACAUACUUUUUGAUGAGAUCUUCUUGAAGUUUGUAGCUGUUCAACAGAGAGACACAUUUUUGGAACUAUUGGAGCCUUAUAUAUUGAAGGACAUGCUUGGUUCUCUUCCGCCUGAGAUUAUGCAAGCUCUGGUAGAACAUUACAGUCACAAAGGGUGGUUACAGCGUGUUGAGCAAUGUGUCCUUCACAUGGAUAUUUCUUCAUUGGAUUUCAAUCAGGUUGUUAGGUUAUGCCGCGAGCAUGGAUUAUAUAGUGCCCUGGUGUAUCUUUUCAACAAAGGAUUGAAUGAUUUCAGGUCACCAUUAGAGGAGCUGUUGGUGGUCUUGCGAAAUAGUCACAAAGAAGGUGCUAUGGCCCUUGGAUACAGGAUGCUAGUUUAUUUGAAGUACUGCUUUUCAGGCCUUUUUUUUCCACCAGGACAAGGAAAAAUUCCUCCUUCACGCUUGCCAUCUCUCAGAACAGAACUUUUGCAGUUUUUAUUGGAGGGUUCUGAUGCCCCUAAUUCAAGAGCACUCUCAAGCGAAUUCCCAGGAGGAGAAUAUCUCAACCUUUAUUAUCUCUUAGAGCUAGAUACUGAAGCUACUUUAGAUGUUCUGAGAUGUGCUUUCACAGAAGUUGAAACCUCGAAAUGGGACUUCUCUUCUCAAAAUUCAGCUGAUGCAGAUACAGAGCUGCAGUAUGGGAAUAAUUCAACGGCUCAAAGUCAGGAUUCAUUGGUCCAGAAUACAAUUGAUACUCUUAUUCACAUUAUUAGUAAGGACAUUCCCCAGAAGGAUGGAUCUGCUAGCAGUGUUGACUCUGGAUCAGUCGUAGAGUGGCCUUCAAAGAAAGAUAUUGAUCAUCUAUUCGAGUUUAUUGCAUAUUAUGUUGCAUGUGGAAAAGCUAAUGUCUCGAAGACUGUACUUUCUCAGAUUUUGGAGUAUUUGACAUCAGAGAAUAACUUUCCAACGUCUGUUUCUGGAGAUAGCAUGAUUUCAAAAAGAAGAGAGAAGCAGGUUCUUGGCCUUCUUGAGGUAGUGCCGGAGACUGAUUGGAAUUCAUCUUCUGUGUUACAGCUAUGUGAGAAAGCACAAUUUUACCAGGUAUGUGGCCUAAUUCAUACCAGCAGACAUCAGUAUAUUGCUGCCCUGGAUUGCUAUAUGAAAGAUGCAGCCGAACCCAUUCAUGCCUUUGCCUUUAUCAACAAAACAUUGUUACAGUUGACUGACGAUGAAUGUGCUGCUUUUCGAUCAGCAGUUAUUUCUAGAAUUCCAGAGCUAUUUAACUUAAACAGAGAGGGUGCAUUCUUCUUGGUCAUGGACCAUUUUACCAGUGCAGAAGGUUCUCAUAUCCUAUCUGAACUUCGCUCCCAUCCACGAAGCCUUUUCCUGUACUUAAAAACAGUGAUUGAGGUUCAUUUAUCUGGCACCCUCGACUUCUCAAGUUUAAAAACCGACAAUCUUAUGGGAGUAAAGGAUCAAACAAAAGGAGUUGAGGCUUUCUUGGAAAGGGUCUCUAGUUUCCCACAGCUUUUGCGUGAUAGUCCUAUUAAUUUGACUGAUGAUAUGAUUGAGCUUUAUCUGGAGCUGUUAUGCCAGUUUGAAUGCAAAUCAGUUCUCAAAUUCCUAGAGACAUUUGAUAGCUAUCGCGUGGAGCACUGUUUACGCCUCUGCCAGAAAUAUGCAAUAAUAGAUGCUUCAUCAUUCUUGUUGGAGAGGGUUGGUGAUGUUGGAAGUGCACUUUUACUUACACUUUCCACCCUCAAUGACAAAUUUAUCAAGCUUGAAACUGCUGUUGGUAGUCUAAAUUUAAGUGGGGCUUCACGUGGUUCUGCUAGUACAGAAUACUUGAGCAAUGCUUUGAAAGUGGAGGAGGUGAAUGAUAUAGACAGUAUAUUGCAUGCAUGUAUAGGAUUGUGCCAACGGAACACCCAUCGUCUAAAUCCUGAUGAAUCAGAGGCACUCUGGUUCAAAUUGCUUGACUCGUUUUGUGAGCCUUUAAUGGAUUCGUUUAGUGCUGGUACGGUAUCUAAAGGAGAAGAUCAUAAUAGAAUGGUAACCAAUUCAUUGCAUUCACAAGAGGAUGAAAUUAAUUUCACCAUCAAGUGGAGAAUCCCAAAGGCUCAUAAAGGUGCUGAUAUUUUAAGAAAAUUGUUUUCUCGGUUCAUCAAGGAGAUUGUUGAGGGCAUGAUAGGGUAUGUUCGCCUUCCAACUAUCAUGUCAAAGCUCCUUUCUGACAAUGGUAGCCAGGAAUUUGGUGAUUUUAAAUUCACAAUAUUGGGGAUGCUUAGCACAUAUGGCUUCGAAAGAAGAAUUCUGGAUACUGCCAAGUCCCUGAUAGAAGAUGAUACAUUCUAUACUAUGAGCAUCCUCAAGAAAGGAGCCUCACAUGGGUAUGCUCCUCGCAACCCAAAAUGUUGCAUAUGCGAUUGCCUCCUUGACAAGAACUCUUCCAGCUACAUUCGCAUUUUCAAUUGUGGUCAUGCAACACAUCUUAAAUGCGAAGUUUCAGAGAAUGAAACAUCAAGUCGUAGCUCGUCCUCUGGAUGCCCAGUUUGUAUGCCCAAGAAGAAAUCUCAGAGGUCUAAAAACAAAUCGGUUCUAGCAGAGGAGAGUUUAGUGAAGGUGUUUUCAUCAAGAACCCAUCAUACUCAUGGAACAGUUGUUCACCCACAUGAAAGCACUUCUGAGAAUAGCUAUGGGAUUCAGCAGAUAUCACGAUUUGAGAUGUUGACCAAUUUGCAGAAACAUCGUGGAUUAGUCGAGAUUGAAAACAUGCCUCAAUUGAGGCUUGCCCCACCAGCUGUGUACCAUGAAAAGGUUAAGCACGGACCUGUUCUGUCACCAGGAGAGAGCAGCAGUGAUCUUGUGAGAACAGAGAAACAAAGUAAAAUCAAGCAACUCAGGGAGGUAAAAGUAAAAGGAUCAUCUCUUCGGUUUCCCUUGAAAACAAACUUAUUUGGUAAUGGCAAGGACAAGAUCAGCAGGCGAUGAUACUAUUGCCAUCUACAACUAACAAGUAACAAUACUGGAGUUGGAUUCUGCAGAGGCUGUCCAAUAAUAUCUAGUAGGCACUAACCAUGCUAGCUGAGUUUUAACCCGUUUUCCCUCCGUUUCCUGUAUUCUUUUUAAUCCUUCUGUGCUUCUAUUUAGAUCUGUUGUAAAUACUUUGUAAAGUACCACAAAUUUUGUAAAUGAUUUAUAGAAAGGCAUCUGCCAUUUUGUAGUAAAUCAAAUAUAUUCCUUCCA
Rosa rugosa (rugosa rose) is the source of this 6146-nucleotide messenger RNA. RefSeq lists its product as uncharacterized. The record is from RefSeq and is a predicted model, not a curated record. Gene Ontology annotation, molecular function: protein binding. Gene Ontology annotation, cellular component: late endosome; HOPS complex. The transcript has 19 exons. Gene Ontology annotation, biological process: protein targeting to vacuole; endosomal vesicle fusion. Bases 69 to 5891 code for a protein of 1940 amino acids. NCBI's taxonomy places the organism in Eukaryota, Viridiplantae, Streptophyta, Magnoliopsida, Rosales, Rosaceae.